Symbiodinium natans is the source of this 2376-nucleotide messenger RNA. The record is from the annotation of a GenBank genome assembly. Lineage: Eukaryota; Dinophyceae; Suessiales; Symbiodiniaceae.
AUGCUCCGCGAAGCGGGUGAUGAUGCUGAUAGCCUGCCCGACCGCAUGGCUGCCAUGCAGAAGUUUCGCAUCGCCAUCAAGAAGUACAGCGACGCCAUCAAGUUGACACCGAGCAACUACCGCCUCUGGAGCAAUCGAGCCUUGUGCCACUCAGCACUCAAGGAUUGGGACCUCUGCCGGGAGGCCCUUUCUAGCCAUAUGGACCAGUUCCAGGAACGGCUCGCGGCGCUUCGCCGUCUGGCACUCCCAUCACGGCUGCCCGAGGAGGUGCGCCGCCGCGGCCUCCACAGCGCCAAGGUGCGUGAAGUGCUCAGUGCACUGCCAGGCCUGCGCGCUGAGGUCGCCAAGUUCUCUGUUCGCAGUGGCCCGCGGAGAGGUUUUGUGGGCCGCCUUCUGGAUCCAAAGCUUCCUACACCACGGUGCGUAGUGGUCUACUGCCCCAGCGAGCAGGAGGGUGGUGCUGGGGCAGAGGAGUGCUUGGAUCUUUGUGCGGAGUUGCUUCCCCUGGGCAUCGCCAUCUUUGCCAUCGAUGUUAGCCCAAGUGGGACGAGUCACUGCCUGGCGAAGGACGUGGCAGCUGCAGUCGAGAUGCUCCGGCACGGCCACAACGCCAUCCCACCCUAUCCCUACAUCGCUCUCUGGGGUCGGUCUGCCGGUGCCGCAGCUGCCUUGGAGGCGGCGGCCAAAAACCCGACGCUGGCCGCGCUUGUUUGCGACAGCGCCUAUUCGGAUGCGGCGUCCCUGCUGGAAGUGCCGGGAGUGCUGUCAGGUCCCCUGUCAGGCCUCUGCCAGCUCGCCUCGGAGAGCGGGCUGCUGGGUCCUAGAGUUGACUCGAGUGCCACUACUUCCACUGCCCCUGUGGACCACGCCAAAGCCUGUUUUGUGCCUGGGCUUUUUUUGCAUCCAGCGGAGGAUGAGCUUCUGUCUACCGAGCAUGCCAGGAACCUGCGACAGGCUUAUGGUGGGGAGGCUCAGCUCCUCACCAUGAGUGGCACUAGCCAUGACUCUGCCCGACCGAAUGAAACGAUCUCACGAGCGGCUCUCUUCUUAUCCCGGGCCUUCGGGCUGGAAAACGAUUCCGUCUCUCGUUUGGCUCUGUAUUUGUCGAAGCUCCACCCCGAUGCUGCAAAGGAUCAAAUCGACCAGGAAGCUGCUAAGCUCCUGGUGGCUCAAGAGGUGCAGAAGCGCCGUUGGGGCCUCCUGAUGAAGGCUGUGAACCACUGCCCCGCUUACCACGGUGCCGCAUUCAAGCGAGUGAUCGCCCGUGGCCUCAGGCCUGAGACACGUGGCCCUGAAUACGUGAAGUUUGCCAUUCUGGUGACGCUGCCCAACCCCGGCAGCGAAGUUUGCAUCGCUUGGGCAGCCGAGAUGUCCGAGGAGAGUGGUGAGCAGCGAAGACUUGGCACCGUCCACUUUGCCAACAUCUCCUGCUCCUGCCUGAGUUUGACACGGGCUAUUGUCCAAGAGGACGACACAGGGCACACGGUCCAGUUGGAAGACUUGGCUGUCCAGGAAUCGAGUCUACUCCCACGGGAGAAGCCGUACACCAUGCUGCUGGCAUUGGCUGACACUGGCCGCGUGGAGAUGAAACUCGGCCCGUGCAGCGUGCAGUGGGGCCGCCAAAGCCAGGACACAGGCUUCAUCCGCAGCUUGGCUCUGUGGUCUGCCAGCUUCAGCCAUUCCGGGCUGGUGGAGUUCAAGGACGAGCUGCUACUGCAGCAGCCUGCUGCCGCAGAGAGCCGAAGUUGCAAGGAGAGGGGACUGGAGAGGCGACCGCCUGUGCACCACUUCAUUGGCACCGUCGCGCAAGCAGAGGGGGAAGGCGAAAAGGUGUCCAAGGCAUCGCUGUUGGACGGCCUGGACAGCCUGCCCGCCUCAGCAGCAGAGCUUGCUUGGCAUUUGCACAACAAGCAGGAAAAGUCCCCGCAGAAGGCAGGCGCAAGGCCUCCCGAGUUGGAGCUUCCUGGCACACUUCCGGACGAGGAGCGCACGGCUGUGCAAUCAUUGGGGAGACAGUGCCGCCGGCGCAAGUCCAGUGAGAUGUCGGUGCAGAGCGAGCUGUCUGCAGGCACUUUCCUCUCCAAAGCCGCAGACAGCUUGGCACUGUCCCUUUCGACAGUCCACAGCGGAGAAGGUGAUGGUAGCCUCGAGGAGCAUGGUGAUGCCGAUGUGCUUCCUUCUUCGGCAUCCUUCCAUCCCCCUGCCCGCGGUGCUGAGGAGGAAGCAAGUGACAGCGAAGGCUCCGGCUUGGGCUUAGCACGGAGCCAGACCUGGCCUGAUCUCCAGGCGCCAUCCCUGUAUGAAUCUGCACAAGGGCGCCGCCAUACCUGGAGCGCCUGCAUCGCAGAGCUGCCACUCGCAUGGCAGUAUCACUAG